Lates calcarifer (barramundi perch) is the source of this 2938-nucleotide messenger RNA. RefSeq names its product paired box 1a (gene pax1a). The transcript has 5 exons. Bases 325 to 1401 code for a protein of 358 amino acids. NCBI's taxonomy places the organism in Eukaryota, Metazoa, Chordata, Actinopteri, Centropomidae. Gene Ontology annotation, biological process: anatomical structure development; regulation of transcription by RNA polymerase II. Gene Ontology annotation, molecular function: RNA polymerase II cis-regulatory region sequence-specific DNA binding; DNA-binding transcription factor activity, RNA polymerase II-specific. The record is from RefSeq and is a predicted model, not a curated record.
UAACAGCGAAGAUUGACGUGGAGGACGCGUCAAAUUAAUUCCAGCAAACUCCGGACUCCCCGGGAUAACUUCAAUUUGCUUUUAUCGGAUGAAGAUCACUUUGGUGCCGUUGUACCUUGCAGUCACUUGCUUGCAAAAAAAAGGAGAAGAAGAAGAAGAAGAAGGGGGGCAAGCUGCAGUCGGAGGAGAUUUUAAGAGGUCUCUUUCUCCCUCUUCUGGGGCUCUUUCUUCCAAGUUUCCCCUUCCUUCGCUGCCUUCGCUCGGACGCAUUCAGCCAUUUGAAGGGGCACCUACAUUUCCCAGCAUCUCGAAACAUAUAGACAAAUGGAGCAAACCUAUGGAGAGGUGAACCAGUUAGGCGGUGUGUUCGUCAAUGGGCGACCCCUGCCCAAUGCCAUACGGUUAAGAAUAGUGGAGCUGGCCCAACUCGGGAUCAGACCUUGUGAUAUAAGCCGGCAGCUCCGGGUCUCCCACGGCUGCGUGAGCAAGAUCUUAGCGAGGUACAACGAGACGGGCUCCAUCUUACCCGGUGCCAUCGGUGGGAGCAAACCGAGGGUCACGACGCCUAACGUGGUGAAAAAUAUCAGGGAAUACAAACAAAACGACCCCGGGAUCUUUGCCUGGGAGAUCCGGGACAGGCUUUUGGCAGAUGGAGUUUGUGACAAAUACAACGUCCCGUCGGUUAGUUCGAUCAGCAGGAUUUUACGCAACAAGAUUGGAAACCUCUCCCAGCCCAACCAGUACGAGAGCAGUAAGCAAGCCUCCGCGCAGGCCGGGCUCCCCUACAACCACAUAUACCCUUAUUCCUACCCCAACACCAUGUCGCCUAAAAUGAGCAGCCCUCCUGGAGUACCCGUGACGGCUGGGCAUGUGAGCAUAUCCAGGGCCUGGCCUUCUGCACACACAGUCAGCAACAUCCUCGGCAUACGAGCCUUUAUGGAUCCCGCAGCCAUUGCUGGGACGGAGGGAUAUCCACCAAAAAUGGAGGAGUGGAGUAGCGUCAACAGAGCAGCUUUCCCAGCGGCUCACCCGGUCAACGGGAUCGACAAAUCAGCCAUUGACGCCGACAUAAAAUACGCACAGCCUUCAUCGACACUGUCCAGUUAUGUCUCGGCGUGUGCUUACUCUCCCACCAACCAGUACGGGGUGUACAGCGGGUCAACGGGCGGCUACGUGGCCCCGGGCCAUCACCACUGGCAGCCGCAGAGCCCGGCCCUGUCCCACCCAGGGAGCGGGAUGGGCAUGCACGCGGGGGAGAUCCACUCGCCGAUGGCCUUCAAGCACCAGCAAGCCCGAGAAGGAGACAGAAAACCGCCCAGUCCCCUGAGCAAGCAGCAGCAGCAGCAACAUGAAGACUUGAACAGUGUGCAUGGACUCAGUCUCCCUACCUCAUCAUCAUAACCGGGACUUAUACCACCUUUAAUUACCAGACCCCCAUUUAACUGAACUCAUUUCAACAACUCCAACAGUAAGUCUGAACACUAACGGCUUGUUCCUCCGGGUGUUUGUUGCUUACAGUCAAACACAGGCCUGUUCACAUGCAUUAUGAAUACAGUAUAGCUUUAUCGGCCUUUCGUGGCCAUAUGAAUGUAAGCUUGCAUGGAUGUAUCGGUGUCUCCCCUCAUUGGUUGCUAAUUUUUUUUCUUCUCCAUUGAAUUCUUCCUGUUUCUUUACUGUAUAUUCUCUUAUGGAGACUGCAGGAUAAAAAAUUACACUUUGCCCGUCCAGUCUGUCAUCGAUGUUUUAUUAUAAAACCAAGGGCUAUUCUGUAAACCGCCAUAUAUUAUAUUCUCUUAAUUUGUGGCCAUUAUCUCGAUCCUACAGUGACUCAACGAUGUGAACAAAGAAAUAAUUUGUCUAAAUGUAAAAAUAUUUGCCAAAGCUUUAAUUAUAUAUUUUUAUAAUUUCAUUGUAAAUAUUCAAAAAAUAAAGGCUUUCUUAAAUGCCAUACUGUGGUCCUGCAGCCCACGUUAUUUCAGCAGAGGUGCAUGGUAGAAAUGAAAUUCGUUGCUUCAAUGAGAGUCUGGUGCAGAUGAGGGUGUUGGUAUUAGUUUAGAUACGGGGAAUUAAGGUUUUCUGCUAACUCAAGUGGUUUUCUGUUUUAUUGCAACCAGUGAAGGCCUCAUCCCAAAACGCCCUGUCUUAUUUCUGCUGUUGAUAGCCUGGACUUCAGCCUACAGUUUCCCAAACUCUCUAUACCUGCAAUUUAUUCCAUCGCAGACAGUUGUCUUCCAACUAGAGGUGAAGGAAAUAUUACUUUCUCUGAAUGGAAGUUUAAUCUGGGCAUGUGCUUUCCCCGUGAGCUUUAAAUGGCCUUAAACAAAUUUUGAUCAAUCAAAAAAUUAAGCGAACAAUCUAAGUUUUAGCCCGUCUCAUAUGGCAACAUUUCUUAAUUGGAUUUAUAUCAUAAUGUCGAAAAUGAAACCGAUAUAUGGAGAGUCAUUACACCACAAUUUACUGGGAGAAGUAAUUUCUUUACUCAGGUGUAUCCUCCCAUACAUUUCCACGGUGCUCUCAACGGGCUGGGCGCCUCCACUGAUGCUAUCUGUGUUGUAAUUGAUACCCGCCAUGAUGGAAAUCUGAGGGCUGAUCAGCGCGUUCAUUAGAAAGGUGUGUGCAGGAGAGAGCAGAUGACAGCCCAAAUCCACCCACAUGCAGCCUCAGGGGUAAUGUUUUCCCGUAUAGAAAUUACGAGAAUUUUCCCAUACAAGCUCUAUACUCACGCUCUCUAAACUCUUUUUUUUUUUUUUUAAUUCUGGCCUGUUUACUCUGUGCCUCGCUCUAACGAAAAGCCUCCUCACAGCUUUUCUUAAUAGACUGAACUGUGCGGCACUGAACAUUUAUAUGACCAUGUUUUCUGAUCUCACCUCGCUGUUCGGCUCGUUUCUAUGAUAAACCUUUUGCUUUUUGUGGUGGUAAUUGGUUAUUUAUUAUAUUU